AGGGUGGUUUUGCAUCCCGCCUGGACCCCCAUGCUUGCUUCCCCACUAUGAGGAGAGCGCCCAGACGCCAACGUGAGAGGUGGGCUUUGACAGCUCCUCACCGGGAACCGCUGAAUACCGAGCACUUGGCCGAGGUCUGCAGCUGAGAGUCCCCUCUUAUAUGAAAAAGAGUUGCCUACCUGCUCAGAGUGAUGUGUAUGUCUGGCCUUGAUAGAUUCUAUACAAGUGGAUUUGAUAUAUCUCCGCCGCCAUAAUGAAAAAGUUUGCUUGCUGGAGUUGUCCGCUAGUUCUUUGAGUUUCACUCGAGCAUCUCUUUCUGGAAAGCUGAGUGGAAGAGGAAUUAGGGCAAUGUCAAGACCAUGCCAGCAUUAUGAAUCCAGAAAUUGCAUAGCAACGACAUGCGACUCGCGGAUUUUUGUGCAAUUACUGCUCGUCUCAGAAGAAACAUUUGGUCCUUCAUCUCAUCUUACUUUUGCUCCAUCACCUGGCUUCGACCUGUGUUAUACUUUGCCCCGCUUAUCUUUGCAGCGAGACGUGCAAUGAGUGCCCCAAACACCACAAACAUUCAACAUCGAGCGUUUUAUGCACGCUCUGUUAGUCGACCACCUGUGGCUCACCUGGUCAAGACUACUUAGGAAGGUCAAUAGACCAUAUGUGCGAUAGAGCAGAUCAAGCUAUCUUUCACGGCGAGCGAAUGUUUCAGACUACAUCGGACACGUGGUGUAAAGGAUACCUCAUUGGUGCAAUUUUUAUUGCUAAACGCAUUUUGACUCUGCACGAAUAAAACACCGCAUCAUCUCCUUGUGCACUUACUUUCCUUGCAGGACUGUUUAUUCUUUCUUUAGAAAGAGGGAACUUUUUUCUUUUUCGGCCACAUCCGUCAUUUCAUGCGUCGGCACUGCUCCUCUCCCAUGCACGGCUUAUGCGCCUUUAUCGAUAUGUCAUCUAUGGUCCCCGCACUGGGGCGUUGGACAGUGGCUGUCGAGAAAUGCUCUGUCGCUCAGGGACCUGCUUAAAAUUGAAUUGGCACCUGCACCAAUGCACCUGCUAUCGACCAUAUCAUUUACGGACCUGCUCAAAUUGACCUUGGCCCCGUGAGGCCCAUGCCAAAAAAAAAAAAAAA
Xylona heveae TC161 is the source of this 1123-nucleotide messenger RNA. RefSeq lists its product as hypothetical. The transcript has a single exon. Lineage: Eukaryota; Fungi; Ascomycota; Xylonomycetes; Xylonales; Xylonaceae. Bases 399 to 635 code for a protein of 78 amino acids. The record is from RefSeq and is a predicted model, not a curated record.